Sorghum bicolor (sorghum) is the source of this 2877-nucleotide messenger RNA. RefSeq lists its product as uncharacterized. The record is from RefSeq and is a predicted model, not a curated record. NCBI's taxonomy places the organism in Eukaryota, Viridiplantae, Streptophyta, Magnoliopsida, Poales, Poaceae. The transcript is spliced from 21 exons. Gene Ontology annotation, cellular component: chloroplast. Gene Ontology annotation, molecular function: D-alanine-D-alanine ligase activity; ATP binding; metal ion binding. Bases 309 to 2225 code for a protein of 638 amino acids. Gene Ontology annotation, biological process: peptidoglycan biosynthetic process.
CACUUGACUUGACAUCGCUCUCCCACCGCACUUGGCAGUGGGCAGACGCCCCGCCGCAUCGCAUCAGCUCGAUCGCUGUCCCCUUCCCACCGCAUCGCAUAGCAUGCUGCUCUCGCGUUCCCACACCCUGCCCCAGCCCCAGCCCCCAGCCCCAGCCUCGGGCUCUCCUCUCCGACCCUUCGCCACCUCCGCGCCCUCGCCGCGCGCUCGUCUCGUCCCCGCCACUAGGGUUCGCGUCCGCGGCGCGAGGCCUCGCUCCGCUCCGCCCCCGCCUCCGCGCGGUGGUGUCCGACCACGAGCAGCGCGGGAUGGAGGCGGGGGAGCAGGGGAGGCCACUCCGUGUCGGCCUCAUCUGCUGCGGGCCCUCCGGCGAGAGGGGCGUCUCCCUCAACUCUGCGCGCUCCGUGCUGGAUCACAUCCAGGGAGAGGAUUUGGUGGUCCGCUGCUACUACAUUGACUCUGCUAUGAAGGCCUUCGCGACAUCUCCUGUGCAGCUAUAUUCCAACACGCCUUCGGAUUUUGACUUCAAACUUGAAAGGAGCUUUUGGAGAAAGCAAAUGUUCCAUUUGUUGGGACACCUUCUAAGGAAUGCCAGCGUGCUUUUGACAAGUGACCUGAUCAUGUAUCCUGCAAUUGUGUCUAUGACAAAGCAGAAGGACAAGUUGGCCAAGCCAGAGUUAGAGGCAUGGUUCAAAACUGUCAAUCUAAACAAAGAAAAUGGCAAAGUGAUUGUCAAACCUACAAGGGCUGGGUCAAGCAUUGGCAUGGUUGUUGCUUAUGGUGUGAAUGACGCUGCCCAGAAAGCUGAGGAAAUUAUUUCAGAGGGAAUUGAUGAUAAAGUUAUCAUAGAAGUUUUCCUUGAAGGGGCACUGAGUUUUACAACCAUCGUGGUUGAUGUUGGGACUGCUAACAACAGUGAGCCUGUUGUUCUGCUUCCAAAAGAAGUUGAGCUUCAGUACUCCAACAGUAGUGAUACCAAUAAGGACACAAUAUUUAACUACCGCAAGAAGUACCUUCCAAGUCGACAGGUUGCUUAUCAUUCGCCUCCACGUUUUCCGGCAGAGGUGAUCGAUUGUAUAAGACAAGGGAUUUCUCUUUUAUUUCGUCGCCUUGGCCUGCAUGACUAUGCAAGGGUAGAUGGUUGGUUUUUACCUUCUCCUGUUGCUUCUUUACCCUCAGCUGAAAAUAGUGAAAAAUUUGGAAAUACCAAGUAUGGAACUAUUCUUUUCACAGAUAUUAAUUUGAUAAGUGGGAUGGAGCAAACCAGUUUUUUGUUCCAACAAGCUUCAACGAAAACUACAACCGUCGAAACAAAUAGGAGCAAUCCACAAAGGUACAUCAAGACAGAAGGUUUUUGUGAUCUUCAGAGGGGACACUUCAGAGCGCUUGACGUGACACCGUGUUUGCUUGCUCCUGCAAAUGGAUAUUUCUCAUCCCAUGAUGAAGAUUUCAGUGACACUUCAAGAGAAGUCUGGACGUUGCCAUAUUCGUUAGUGUUACGACAUACCACUGAAGAAGUUCAUGCUGCAUGUGUUGAGGUGUUCAUGUCUUGUGUGUUAUAUGUAGUGCAUGGUGGCAUUGGAGAGGAUGGUACCAUUCAGACAUUGUUGGAAUCUGCAGGAGUUCCUUUCACAGGACCAGGACCAAUAGUUUCUAGAACAUGCAUCGACAAAGUUGCAAGUUCACUUGCUGUUGACCAUCUUGUUAGUUAUGGAGUCCGUACCAUUCCUAAGGAUGUAAGAGCAACAGAAGAAGUACUGAAGUCAUCUCUUGUUGAUAUCUGGAAUGAACUUAAAGCAAAACUACGAACAGAAACAGUAUGUGUGAAACCAGCUCGUGAUGGGUGCUCAACUGGUGUAGAAAGAUUAUGCUGUCCAAAGGACCUAGAAGUCUAUACAAAUGCAUUGAGGAGGAAGUUUCAGUAUCUGCCUGCUAAUUGCCUGUCCAGGGCACAUGGCGUAAUUGAGAUGCGAGUCCCUCCUCCAGAGUCAUUAAUAUUUGAGCCUUUUAUUGAAACGGAUGAAAUUAUCAUUUCAAAUAAAUUGGGGAAUGAUAGAGCCCGCCAUCUGGUAUGGAAGGGUGAAAAUGACUGGCUUGAAAUUACUGAUGGUGUAGUUGGCAAGCGUGGAGAAAUGCACUCGUUAAAUCCAAGUAUCACAGUGAAAGAAAGUGGUGAUAUUUUAUCUCUUGAGGAGAAAUUUCAAGGUGGCACUGGAAUCAACUAGACACCACCUCCUGCAACAACUAUGGGCGAGGAUGCUCUGUAGAGGUGCAAGAAGAGUAUCGAGAUGAUGGCAAGUGCUCUAGGUUUGGAAGGCUUCUCGCGCAUUGAUGCAUUUGUCAACGUGCGAAGCGGGGAGGUGCUGCUGAUCGAAGUGAACACUGUACCUGGAAUGACUCCAUCCAUCGUGCUGAUCCACCAAGCUAGCUAAGGGCUGGGUCACAGAAAAACUGUAUUAUCUGCCCACUGUUUUUGUUGCUGUGGCAGCAGCAGCAAAACUUAUCAUGACAAUAAUGUGUGGUAUGGUGGCAAUCAAUCGCAGGCACUCGCAGAGGAACCUCCCGUGUACCCUCACAAGUUUUUCCGCACUCUUCUGGAUUUGGCGUUUACAAGGGCGAAAUAGCUCAGUCAGCCAUUUAUUUAUUUUACUUACUUGUACCGUGCAUCGGUUUGAUUCUCUGUAUCAGUAAAGCAGACAACAUUGUCAUUGUGAGGAGGUGCUGUUAGUGUUAGGUGGUUGUUGAAACAUUUGGUUGUCUUUACUUGACGUCAGCAUUACUGAACCUAACAAUUCGAGUGAGCGCGACAUACGUGUGGCAUUGCGGCAAUAUAAAUCAAGGAUGAAAAAUAUAAACAUGUACUACUCUUGUGUUGCA